GUAGCUUCUUCAGUAUGUCUGGACGCGGCAAAGGCGGGAAGGGCCUCGGAAAGGGUGGCGCUAAGCGUCAUCGCAAAGUCCUUCGCGAUAACAUCCAGGGUAUUACAAAGCCCGCAAUUAGGCGGCUGGCCCGUCGUGGCGGCGUCAAGCGUAUCUCCGGCCUGAUCUACGAGGAGACUCGCGGGGUGCUGAAGGUGUUUCUUGAGAACGUGAUCCGCGACGCCGUCACCUACACGGAGCACGCCAAGCGCAAGACCGUCACCGCCAUGGACGUGGUCUACGCGCUCAAGCGCCAGGGCCGCACCCUCUACGGCUUCGGCGGCUACCUGAGAAAGCCGGCCUCCUGGUACGGCGCUCAAAAUGGCGGAACAAAGAGCCGCGCGCCCAUUUGGCGCGAAGGGGAAACCCAGGAACAAAGUGCGAGUGUGAGCGGGACUGCCCCGGACCUGGGCGGAGCUUGCGUCCCAGGCCCUGAGUCCCAGGCCCUGCUGCGUGAGCUACGAGCUCUUCCUGGCCUCUUAGAUCUGUGGACCAACAAAAUCUACUUGGAGCUGGUGUACUUGGUGACGGCCUUGGUGCCCUCGGACACGGCGUGCUUGGCCAGCUCCCCGGGCAGCAGCAGGCGCACGGCCGUCUGGAUCUCCCGAGACGUGAUACUCUCCUUGCGGCUGCGCUUGCGCUUCUUGCCGUCCUUCUUCUGCGCCUUGGUCACCGCCUUCUUCGACCCCUUCUUGGGCGCGGGAGCGGACUUCGCUGGUUCGGGCAUGUUCGGACUAUUACUCCUGGAUUACAAUGAGCAAGUCUGUUGGGUGUUUGUACGUUCUGGAGUGGUUCUUUUCUGUCUCGUUUUAACUAUGUCUGGGCGCGGAAAGCAAGGAGGCAAGGCCCGCGCUAAGGCCAAGACCCGGUCUUCACGGGCUGGACUGCAGUUCCCUGUUGGUCGUGUCCAUCGCUUGCUUCGCAAGGGCAACUACGCCGAGCGAGUUGGUGCUGGAGCUCCGGUCUACCUCGCUGCAGUGCUGGAGUACCUCACCGCUGAGAUCUUGGAGUUGGCCGGGAAUGCAGCUCGGGACAACAAGAAAACUCGCAUCAUUCCCCGACACUUGCAGCUGGCCAUCCGCAAUGACGAGGAGCUUAACAAACUACUUGGCAAAGUGACCAUUGCUCAGGGCGGCGUCCUGCCCAAUAUUCAGGCCGUGCUGCUGCCCAAGAAGACCGAGAGCCACCACAAGGCUAAGGGAAACGUUACUAUGGCUCGUACUAAGCAGACCGCUCGCAAGUCCACCGGUGGCAAGGCUCCCCGCAAACAGCUGGCCACCAAGGCCGCUCGCAAGAGCGCUCCGGCCACCGGCGGCGUGAAGAAGCCCCACCGCUACCGGCCCGGCACCGUGGCGCUGCGCGAGAUCCGGCGCUACCAGAAGUCGACGGAGCUGCUGAUCCGCAAACUGCCGUUCCAGCGUCUGGUGCGCGAGAUCGCGCAGGACUUCAAGACUGACCUGCGCUUCCAGAGUUCUGCUGUGAUGGCGCUGCAGGAGGCCAGUGAGGCCUACCUGGUGGGUCUCUUUGAGGACACUAACCUGUGCUUCAGUUUUAAAAUGUCUGGACGCGGUAAGGGUGGAAAAGGCUUAGGUAAGGGCGGUGCUAAGCGGCACCGGAAGGUUCUUCGAGACAACAUCCAGGGCAUUACUAAGCCUGCCAUUCGCCGCCUUGCUCGCCGUGGCGGAGUCAAGCGUAUUUCUGGUCUCAUAUAUGAAGAGACCCGAGGUGUUCUCAAGGUGUUUCUAGAGAACGUCAUCCGCGAUGCCGUUACCUACACGGAGCACGCCAAGCGCAAGACCGUCACAGCCAUGGACGUGGUUUAUGCCCUCAAGCGGCAGGGCCGCACUCUUUAUGGCUUUGGCGGCUAG
Messenger RNA from Dipodomys ordii (Ord's kangaroo rat), 1907 nucleotides. RefSeq lists its product as uncharacterized. The transcript is spliced from 7 exons. Gene Ontology annotation, molecular function: protein heterodimerization activity; DNA binding; structural constituent of chromatin. Bases 15 to 1907 code for a protein of 630 amino acids. Gene Ontology annotation, biological process: nucleosome assembly. Gene Ontology annotation, cellular component: nucleosome. The record is from RefSeq and is a predicted model, not a curated record. NCBI's taxonomy places the organism in Eukaryota, Metazoa, Chordata, Mammalia, Rodentia, Heteromyidae.